This is a messenger RNA of Racocetra persica, 377 nucleotides long. The record is from the annotation of a GenBank genome assembly. NCBI's taxonomy places the organism in Eukaryota, Fungi, Glomeromycota, Glomeromycetes, Diversisporales, Gigasporaceae.
GAUCUGCAUUAGCAAAUCUUAAUAAGGUGUUAAAAGUAGUUUUUCCAUUAAUGGAAUUGUUAUCUGAAAUCACUUUAUGUAUGUUAAAUGAAAUACAAGAUCAAUUACCUGAAGAAAUAAUAAUAAAAUUACUCGUUAGACUCUUAGGAAUUGCAAUAGUUAUCUUAGGAGCUUUCUUCAUAUCUCCAAUAUUCGAAAAACAAUUUGGCUUCGAUAAAAAGGGUUUUUUUAGUGAUAAUCUCGGAGAGCGUCUUGGAACUUCGUGGAUUCAAAUUGGAGCAUGGAAUGUAACUACAAUGAUUGAAUGGAUAGCAUACCGUCGUCUUCUUUUUACUGUUUUGCUUCUUACUACGGCUUGGCAAAAUAUCGUAAAGUGA